AUGAAGAUGGAAAACUGCACCAGGGUAAAAGAACUUAUCUUCCUUGGCCUAACUCAGAGUCAAGAAGUGAGUGUGGUUCUGUUUCUCUUCCUACUUCUGGUGUAUGUGACCACUCUGCUAGGAAACCUCCUCAUCAUGGUCACUGUGACCUGUGAACCACGUCUUCACACACCCAUGUAUUUUUUGCUCCGCAACCUGUCUGUUGCCGACAUCUGCUUUUCCACCGUCACAGCUCCCAGGGUUCUGGUCGACCUUCUCUCACACAGGAAGACCAUCUCCUUCGAUGGCUGCUUCACUCAGAUGUUUUUCUUCCACCUUAUUGGAGGAGUAGAUAUAUUUUCUCUAUCUGUGAUGGCAUUAGAUCGAUAUGUGGCCAUCUCUAAGCCCCUGCACUAUGUGACCAUCAUGAGCAGAGGCCGUUGCAUUGGGUUCAUAGUGGCCUCCUGGGUGGGGGGCUUCGUCCACUCUAUUGUGCAGAUUUCUCUCUUGCUCCCACUGCCCUUCUGUGGCCCCAAUGUUCUAGACACUUUCUACUGUGAUGUCCCCCAGGUCCUCAAACUCGCCUGCACAGACACCUUUGCUCUUGAGCUCCUGAUGAUUUCCAACAAUGGGCUGCUUGCCACAGUAUGGUUUUUUCUGCUCCUUUUAUCCUACAUGGUCAUAUUAUUAUUACUAAGGUCUCAGGCAGGGGAGGGCAGGAGGAAAGCCAUCUCCACCUGCACCUCCCACAUCACUGUGGUCACUCUACACUUUGUGCCUUGUGUCUAUGUCUAUGCCCGGCCCUUCACUGCCCUCCCCACAGAUAAGGCCAUCUCUGUCACCUUCACAGUCAUCUCUCCUUUGCUGAACCCCUUGAUUUACACUCUGAGGAACCAGGAGAUGAAGUCGGCCAUGAAGAGACUCUGGAAAAGACUUGGACCUUCUGAUGGACUAAACCAGUAG
Molecule: messenger RNA, 942 nt
Organism: Jaculus jaculus (lesser Egyptian jerboa)
Lineage: Eukaryota; Metazoa; Chordata; Mammalia; Rodentia; Dipodidae
Product: olfactory receptor 4D10-like
Exons: 1
Coding region: 1-942 (313 amino acids)
Biological process (GO): G protein-coupled receptor signaling pathway
Cellular component (GO): membrane
Molecular function (GO): G protein-coupled receptor activity; olfactory receptor activity
Source: RefSeq, a predicted model, not a curated record